Molecule: messenger RNA, 1813 nt
Organism: Corticium candelabrum
Lineage: Eukaryota; Metazoa; Porifera; Homoscleromorpha; Homosclerophorida; Plakinidae
Exons: 5
Coding region: 55-1557 (500 amino acids)
Source: RefSeq, a predicted model, not a curated record
CCCGGAUAAGACAUCACGGUUUUAGUAACGCUUUUCCAGUUUUCUGUUUCUGCCAUGGCUGGACACGACGCCAACGUUGCUGACGUUGUGGUUUGUUGUAAAAAGGUAUGUUGGAAGGGGUACAGGAAAUUCCUAGAGUUAGCGAACAGUAGAGUUUCCCAUCUUCUCGAUUCGGACGGUCAAGAUACCACAUACCAAUAUGUUACUGUUGGUGAAGAGCACGAGAAAUCUGAAUCUGUGACGUUUCGGGGUGUGCGUACACGUAUACCAUCGGUUCCUACAGAAUUACAGAAACAGCUCUGGAUGAGUAUUGGAUUUGAUGACUUGGGUGACGAUUUGAUGUAUCUGGCUGAUUUUGAAGGGAACAAACGUGUGCUACAAAAUUUCUGCAAGUUGGCAAGAGAAGAACUAGAGAUUAGCGGUGGAGAUCCAGCUGCCUAUGAUGAGGCACACUGUGGCAGCGAUGAUAGUCCUGCAUCUGUUGUUGCUCAUUUUUCGUAUCAAUUUUUCAUGGGUAUCUACAUGAAGGUUAUGCAUCUAAGGAAGGACUGUUUACGCAGUCACCUGUCUGAUAUUCGAACUAGUGCAGAGGCGGUGGAGAAGGCUGCAUGCAGACUUGGAAUUAUGAGUCCUAGCAGCGAAAUAAGGAAUGUGUGGGACUGGUAUAAAAGUCGUGUCCUGCUAUAUGUUGAGACUAUGAACAAUGCAAUGAAGGUAGAGAUAAAUGAGUCAUACUGGAUUCUCAUAGGACUGUUCCUUAGUGAACUGACACGUUGUAGGUCUGUUAGCCCACGUCUUGUAGAACUCUGGGAGUAUGGUCAGCACAUAGAGUAUCUCUUGAGUCUAGCACACAAUGGAGGUGACUUCAACUUGAUCAAUCCUGAAAUCCUCUUAGAAAAUUGUGUAAAGCUUGGAGAUGAUCCUUUCACAGAGGAAUACAUGCAAAAGUUAAGGCACAUUCGCAAUUACAUGAAAAAGGUUGGUCAUAGACCACUGACUGAUGAUGAAAUGUUUGAUGUUCAUGCCCUACUCAAGUGGAAAUCAGAGCACUUUCUGACUUGUUUCCGAUCUCAGGCAUUUGAGGAUGAAUGGGUGUUACCAUUAUCUCGUCCUGUUUGUGGUUUGGAAAGAGGGCCAGAUUUAUGUGACACCAGCAAUGAUGGAGUAGAGAAGAGUGAUAAGCCAGAGAAAACAGUCAGAUUGGACUCAUUAGAAAUGUGUGACAAAGCCUCGUGUGAUGAUAGCUGUGAAAAGUUGGACUUGAGUCAUAUUCCUAAUAUGCCUAGUGAUGGCUUGCUGGCAACUGUGAAAACACAUGAAGUUGCAAACUUUGGUGACAAUAAACCUAGACAUUCUUCGACAAGUAGUGUAGCCAGCUCUCACAACUAUCGUUAUGUGGGGAGUAUUUCAGACAGGAUGCUUCGUUGGUGGCUCAAGGAAACUUUAGCGUUUGUGAGUACAAGUGGCUCUAAUCUGACAUCACUGUCAUUUUCGGUGUUUGAAUACUUGGUAGACUUGGAGAUGAUCUCCCCUAGGAUGUGUGAUGCCCUUGAUUGACGUUGGUAUACCAUCACCAGUUGUUUUAGACUUGACUGUCUAGACCAUUAUAUAAUCCUUGUUUAUUGAAGCAACGUACCAUUCAUAUAGGAUCAGAAAGUGAUUUGUUAUUUAGUGUAACUGUGGGUUAUUGCUCUGUUUCUUACAGCAUUAAGGCUGAUUUUACAUAUUGAAUACAUAUAUAAUAGGUAUUGCUUAAUGUUUUUGUUUACUUUCUAGCUUACAAGGUAUAGGUCACUAAUCACGAAAGAGUACA